UUACACAGACCUUCGGUGGGUGUUGUUUCGUGUGCAGACACAAUGGCGUGUUCCUGUGAGCACGUGAGGCUACUGCUUGUCCUGGUCGCCUGUGCUUGCGUCCAGGCAGCUUCCGUCGCCAAGCCAGGAACCUCCGGAGACGGGACGCCCCUGAAGGACAAGUUCGAGUUCAAGCACCACAAUAACGACGAAGUGGAACAGGUCCUGAAGGAGACGGCGGAGAGGUGCAAGGACGUGGCUCGCCUCUACGCCCUCAGCGAGCCUUCUGUGAGGAACGUCCCUCUGUGGGUUAUCGAGUUCUCGGAUAAUCCCGGACAGCAUGAGCUCAUGGAACCGGAAUUCAAGUACGUGGCCAACAUGCACGGCAACGAAGUCCUAGGGCGCGAGCUGCUCCUUGCCCUCGCCCACCACCUGUGCCAGGGAUGGAGGGACGGCGACCAGGAAAUCAAGGACCUCCUGACGACGACGAGGAUCCACCUGCUGCCUUCCAUGAACCCCGACGGGUGGCAGCUCUCGACCGAUACGGGCGGGAAGGACUACCUCCGUGGCCGCUCCAACAACAACAGCGUCGACCUCAACAGGGACUUCCCCGACCUCGACCGCAUCAUGUACUCGAACGAAGCGCGACAUAACAGUUAUAACAACCACCUCAUGGCGCAGCUCAAGAGGCUAGAUCACCAGCCCCAGCCGGAGACCCUCGCCGUCAUGAAGUGGAUCGUGAACACGCCCUUCGUGCUCUCCGCUAACUUCCACGGCGGAGAUCUCGUGGCCAACUACCCUUACGACGCCUCUCGCUCGGGCGCCGCUCAGGAGUACGCUCGUAGCCCCGACGAUGAGACUUUCCGUCACCUCGCCGAAGUCUACGCCCAACACCACCCUCGCAUGGCCGAUCCCCAACGCCCAUCCUGCAGUCCCGGCGAAUACUCCUUCGGGCGUGACGGCGGAGUGACCAACGGGGCCGCCUGGUACUCCGUGAGUGGCGGCAUGCAAGACUUCAACUACCUGUCUUCUAACGACCUCGAAGUGACGCUGGAAAUUGGCUGCAACAAGUACCCCCCUUCGACGGCCCUCUAUCAGGAGUGGUUAGACAACAAGGAUGCUAUGAUGGAAUACAUGUGGCAGACUCACAUGGGCGUGAAGGGCGUGGUCAGGGACUCGCUAACCGGCCAGGGGGUCCCUAAUGUAGUCAUCCACGUCAAAAACGUCACCCGCGUCAACGACACGCACGUGAGGGACGACCACAUCAACCAUGACGUCACUUCCGUACACGAGGGUGACUACUGGCGUCUGCUCACUCCGGGGACCUACGAACUCACAGCAGAGGCCGAGGGUUACCUGCCUCUCACCCACACAGUCACGGUGACCAACCCUCUCCAUGCUGAAGCCUUAAGGAGGGACUUCGAUCUCACGCCGAUUCCCGAGGCCAUGGUUCCUCAGGCGCAGGAUAUCUACGAGGACUACCCAAUGCCCCAAGAGGAGCUGCCCCUCGAGGAAGAGAUUCUAGGACGACUCCGAAGCUUCAACCGCCUCCGUUACUGAAGCUCCGAAGCUCCGGAACGCGAGUCAUACAACACCCAGAGAAUGAACCACUUUUAAACCAUUGUAUUUUGUUCCGCCAUUUGUCGGAAUCUAAAUCUUUAUUUUGUCUGUCGAAUAUCAAAAUCGUUGGUUAAGUGACACUGAUUAGUUGGCUGGUUGGUUUUCUUGAUUUAAUUAAUUGUUAUUUAAAGCGGCAAUUUUGUCUUGGAUAUCUUAACCUCUGGGAUUUAUGUGUCUCAUUAAUUCGGUCUCAAGUCCCUUAACAUCUGCGGGAUAAAUGAAUUAAACCAUAUUUACUGAAUUGAAUUCAAUUGUUUAUCGACCGUUUGUGAGAUACACGUGUUUUGAUUGGCUGAUUUACAUAAAGGGUAAAACCUUAUUUUAUCUCGGUUUCUCAGCAUCACCGGUUAGAGUAAUUCAUAAUUUAUUUAAAUACUUCAGAUAUCGGUUUUCUAUCGUUAGUUGAAUUCGGGUGAAUGAUAUAAUAAUGAUUUUUUUUCGAGAUACGAACCAGCCACCUCAUCAUAACUCCAUCUCUUAAAUUUUUGGCGGUUAUUGGAUUCUGUAAUUAAUUCCUUAUUCUCAUUCAUAUUCUUUAUACUACUGAUGACUUUUAUUUAUUUAACAGCCGCCUAUCACUCAUGAUUUGUGCUUUGAUUGAUAAUGCUUUGCCAUUACCCAGGGGUCCUGUCUCUGGAUGUGUGUGGUUUGGGUUAAUUUCCAUAAAUAUAUAACUGACAAUAUCACUCAUAUUUGCGGUUGUCACUAUGAGGUCUGUUUUAUCAGUAUAGGCUUUUAAUGAGAAUGUAUAUAAAGAUUAUAUGAACAUCUAUGGCAGAGACAUGAAGGAAUCUAACUUAAUAUUCUCAUAUAGUAAACACAAUGGGCUAUAUAAUAUCUCUGCAAGGUCAGAUUUAACCGUACUGUAAGAUUUAAAAUACUAACGAUUAAUCCAAUUAUAACACACGGUUUCCAUAUUUCUCCAUAUAACCUAUUAUAUUUUUGUAACAUUAUCUGGUUUGAACAAGGCAUGUUAAGUCGAUACAAUACAAGGCCCAGUUAGUCGAAAAAGGAUUAUAUAUGAUAAUAUUCAGUCGCGAAUUACAUAUGAAAAAAGUCAACCUUUCCUUGCUCUGUUAAAAAAUCAGACGAAUAAGAUAUUAAUAUGUAAAUAUUAAUAUUUAAAAUUCUCAAGGAACGAUUUUGUUGAGCAGGUGCAUUACUUCGAUCAAAAGAAGCACAGUAUUAGAGUUACAGAUUUUUUUUUUCAUAUGAAUACCAUAUGUCUUGUAUUUAUCAUGAUCGAAUAUGUGUUAAAAAUAAGUUUUUGCUUUGUAAACAUUGUCGAAAAAUGAGGCGAAGAUACUUAAAAGGGAACUUUGGAUCCACGGCAACCAAAGACAAUAUUAUCAAGUUACGGAGAAUGGAAACAGUUAUGACGUUGCUUCAUCUUCACAUUUCUGUGGAAAAGAUUGUCCCUAUAUUAGUCAGCAUUAUUGAGUCAUAUACUGUUACUUAUAUGGUUGUUUAUAUAUGUACACAUAUAUAUGUACGUAUGUAUAUAUGUAUGUAUGUAUGUAUGUAUGUAUGUAUAUGUAUGUAUGUAUGCAUAUAUAAAUGUACAUAUAUCCAUAUAUAAACAUUCUACAUUAAAAAAAUCAAGAAAAAAUAUCACUAUUUUUUUGUACUUCAAGAACAACAGCAACAAAACUACCUAGUAAAAAACUACCAUCUGUCCAUCAUCAUUACUACUUAUAAAUCAUACUACUAAUUUAAUACUUACACCGACAGGCUCACAAACACCUGUAAAACAUGUGUAAAUAUACUUCGGAAACACAGGCAUGACAAGCAGAUUUAGAGGGGCAUUGUAAUGACGAAACUUACGAAAUCUGUUGCUUGAGGUUUAAUAAUGUUUUCGAAGAUAAAAUAACACUAUUUUUUUUUCAUCAUUUUUAUUAUGUGGUUAGUGUUGGAAUUGCUAUGAUUGUGAUAUUUUUUAU
Molecule: messenger RNA, 3539 nt
Organism: Penaeus indicus
Lineage: Eukaryota; Metazoa; Arthropoda; Malacostraca; Decapoda; Penaeidae
Product: carboxypeptidase E-like
Exons: 11
Coding region: 43-1539 (498 amino acids)
Biological process (GO): protein processing; peptide metabolic process
Molecular function (GO): zinc ion binding; metallocarboxypeptidase activity
Source: RefSeq, a predicted model, not a curated record